AUGUCCACAGCCCCACUGCACCGCCUGCAGGGAGAGGCUCUGGGCCACGAUGAGCCAGCAAGACUCCAGAGGGAGCGUCCUGGACACAAGGGGCUGGGGGUGGCCGGGCCUCCUGGAGCCCCUGCUGAUGUGGAGAAAGGGAGGGUGAGCGUGGGCGUGACUAACAGCGCAGAGGGACCCGGUGCACAGACCCCGGCGGGGAGGGCGCGUGACUCGGCGACCACACACCGGUUGGCGCGGGCCAGUCUGCACCCCAGCUGCCCCACCCCAGCUGUCCGCGGAGGACCACAGAGCCCGGGCGACCAAUGGGGCGGCCGAGCGACAACAGACCGCCGCAGCGGCCAAUCGGCGGGCGCAGCGAAACCAAGACCCACCGCCGGCGUUAAUACGACGCCGGAGCGCCAAGGCUGGCGCCGGCGGCGUCCCAAACGAACCGGCUCAAGCCAGGUUCGCGCAGCCGCCGAGGGAGGGCCCGAGUCGCGCAGCGGCAAGCCUCUCGGGGCGCCCGCAGGUCUCGGUGCUGGUGAGGCGCGGCCGGGACGCGGGGGACCAGGCUGGGGUUCCCCUCCGUCCACUGCGCCGCCGGCCGCUGACCGCGUCCUCUUCCGCCAGGAGGAGGAGUUCCGCUGGCUGCUGCACGACGAGGUGCAUGCCGUGCUCAGGCAGCUCCAGGACAUCCUCAAGGAGGCCUCUCUCCGCUUCACUCUGCCGGGCACCGAGGGGGCAGCCAAGCAGGAGAACUUCAUCCUGAGCAGUUGUGGCACAGACCAGGUGAAGGGCGUGCUGACUCUCCAAGGGGAUGCGCUGAGCCAGGCGGAUGUGAAUCUGAAGAUGCCCCGGAACAGCCAGCUGCUGCACUUUGCCUUCCGGGAGGACAAACAGUGGAAGCUGCAGCAGAUCCAGGACGCCAGGAACCAUGUGAGCCAAGCCAUUUACCUCCUCGCCAACCGGGGCAAGAGCUAUCAGUUCAAGACGGGAGCCGAGGUUCUCAAGCUGAUGGAUGCCGUGAUGCUGCAGCUGACCAGAGCCCGCAACCGGCUCACCACCCCGGCCACCCUCACCCUGCCCGAGAUUGCUGCCAGCGGCCUCACGCGAAUGUUCGCCCCGGCCCUGCCCGCGGACCUGCUGGUGAAUGUCUACAUCAAUCUCAACAAGCUCUGCUUGACCGUGUACCAGCUGCAUGUCCUGCAGCCCAGCUCCACCAAGAACUUCCGCCCAGCUGGAGGCGCCGUGCUCCACAGCCCCGGGGCCAUGUUUGAGUGGGGCUCGCAGCGACUGGAGGUGAGCCACGUGCACAAGGUGGAGUGCGUGAUCCCCUGGCUUAACGACGCCCUCGUCUUCUUCACCGUCUCUCUGCAGCUCUGCCAGCAGCUCAAGGAUAAGAUCUCUGUGUUCUCCAGCUACUGGAGCUACAGACCCUUCUGAGCAGAGCACCCCAGAGCCUGUCUCCCUGGCACGUGACCCAGGGCGUCCCGUCCCGCCCCUCACACCCUGUGUGCCACUGGAGCCAGGAGCCUGGGCACUGCAGACUAUUUAUUUCCCUCUCAGCCCCGCCCUUCCCGUCACAUCACACCCUUGGGAGCAGCCGCUGGGAGGGAGGGAAGCUGGUAUAGGCUGGCUUUGGAGGGAGGUCAGAAGGCGGCUGAGAGCAGGCCCACAUUCCGAGCCUUGCCCUCGAUGGGGAUCUUUGGACUCGGUGGAGCUGGGCUGGAUCUCUUCUCCCUUUCCCUGCUGAGCUCCACCCCCCACCCCGCCAACAGCAGGAUGGUGAAGGCAGCCGGACGCCCCCUCCUGCCACAGGGCAGGGGUGUGGGGGCCCUAACAAGCUGUGAGAGGGAAGGAGGGGAGUUGGGUGGCUUGGUCAAGCAUUGACACCACUGGUUGGGUUUAUUCUUCAACCCCACGGGGACCUCUGAGAAAUAAAGAUCUUCAGACUUUG
Trichechus manatus latirostris (Florida manatee) is the source of this 1939-nucleotide messenger RNA. RefSeq names its product rogdi atypical leucine zipper (gene ROGDI). The record is from RefSeq and is a predicted model, not a curated record. Lineage: Eukaryota; Metazoa; Chordata; Mammalia; Sirenia; Trichechidae. Gene Ontology annotation, cellular component: RAVE complex. The coding region runs from base 1 to 1425 and encodes 474 amino acids. The transcript has 13 exons.